AUGGCCUCCCCAGAAAUCGAGAAACGCCGCGAGGACCAGCGUCCCAGCUCUCAAAUCGAAGAUACUGUUCCCCAAAUUCUAGGCCCGCAAUCAUCCAAAGGUCCUCCAUUAGGCAAAGACACGCAUGACCAUAACAAACCUAGCAGUGCGAUUGAAGAACAUGGGACGAGAACCCAUGCCUCUUCAAGUAUCUACGAGAAGUACAAACCAGUCUUCCAUCUGUUCAUCUGGCUUUUGUUCACUGGGUGGUGGAUAGCGGGACUCUGUUUGCACGGAAUCCAUGAUUCGACAGGAUCACGGACAGGAUGGCUCAAGCCCUUUCUUGUGUGGCUUGCCAUAACCCUGCGCUUCGUGUUUUUCUACGUUCCCAUCACCGUAAUCACAAAGCCGAUGCACUGGGUCUGGACCAAUACUGGCGUCCGGUUUACAGCACUCGUUCCUGAAAAGCUCAGGCUUCCACUCAGCGGUGCCUUCGUAGUCGCUGUGUUCCUGAUCGGAGGCUUCGCAAGCGCUGAGAGUAAAGAUAACACUCGUGCCAAUCGCGCGGUUUCCCUUUUUGGGCUUGCUGUGAUCGUCUUUGCCAUGUGGGCUACCUCGAAGAACCGAAAAGCCAUCAAGUGGCACACCGUCAUCGUGGGGAUGCUCAUGCAAUUCAUCAUUGCUCUAUUCGUCUUGAGAUCUACCGCAGGGUGUGAAACUGACGGCACUUCAGAUGACAUAUUUGCUUUUUUCUCCGAGCUUGCAAGGGAUCUUUUAGGCUUUGCUAAGAAUGGUAUCGCCUUCUUGACUGACAAAGAUGCGUCGAAAUUGACUUGGUUUUUAAUCACCGUCCUUCCAGCUGUCGUCUUCUUCAUUGCAUUAGUCCAGCUGCUCUACUACAACGGCAUUCUGCAAUGGUUCAUCGGCAAGUUCGCCAUCUUCUUUUUCUGGACACUGCGUGUUUCGGGCGCCGAGGCAGUUGUCGCCAGUGCAAGUCCCUUCAUAGGGCAAGGAGAAUCGGCCAUACUCAUCAAACCUUUUGUUGAGUUCUUGACCAUGGCGGAAUUGCACCAGAUUAUGUGCUCUGGCUUUGCUACAAUCGCUGGCUCUGUUCUUAUUGCCUAUAUUGCUCUCGGUGUUAAUGCUCAGGCUCUCAUCUCUUCCUGUGUAAUGUCUAUACCUGCCUCCCUUGCCAUUAGCAAGCUUCGAUAUCCGGAGACAGAAGAAACCUUAACCAGCGGUCGAGUCGUUAUUCCGGAGGUUGAUGAGCACAAGGCCACCAACUCUUUGCACGCGUUCGCAAACGGUGCUUGGCUCGGCUUGAAAAUCGCCGGCAUGAUACUGGCUACCCUUUUGUGUAUCAUUGCCAUUUUAGGACUUGCAGAUGGUCUUCUGACCUGGUGGGGAAGAUAUCUCAACAUUAACGACCCUCCUUUGACUGUCGAGCUUAUCGUUGGAUACAUUUGCUACCCCAUUGCUUUUCUCCUUGGAGUUCCCCGAAAUGGCGAUCUUUUGAAGGUCGGACAGCUGCUUGGGACGAAGCUGGUCGUCAACGAGUUUGUUGCUUAUUCAAAUCUGCAGACUGAUCCUAGAUAUGCCGACUUGAGUGCAAGGUCGAGGCUCAUUAGUUCGUAUGCUCUUGCUGGAUUCGCUAAUCUAGGAAGUCUCGGUACCCAGAUUGGAGUGCUCAGUCAGAUAGCCCCUGGGAGAACCGGGGACAUUAGCAAAGUGGCUUUCAGCGCUCUCAUCGCAGGCGCCGUAAGUACACUGACUAGUGCAAGCAUCGCAGGCUUGUUGAUCCAAGAUCAGGCGGCCUAUUUCAAACCUAGUGCUGCUAGCGGUUGA
Molecule: messenger RNA, 1824 nt
Organism: Bacidia gigantensis
Lineage: Eukaryota; Fungi; Ascomycota; Lecanoromycetes; Lecanorales; Ramalinaceae
Exons: 5
Coding region: 1-1824 (607 amino acids)
Biological process (GO): nucleoside transmembrane transport
Cellular component (GO): membrane
Molecular function (GO): symporter activity; nucleoside transmembrane transporter activity
Source: RefSeq, a predicted model, not a curated record